This is a messenger RNA of Penaeus monodon (black tiger shrimp), 1008 nucleotides long. RefSeq lists its product as uncharacterized. NCBI's taxonomy places the organism in Eukaryota, Metazoa, Arthropoda, Malacostraca, Decapoda, Penaeidae. The record is from RefSeq and is a predicted model, not a curated record.
GGAAUGAACAAUAUCUUUUAUGCUGUUUUCUCAUUGUUUAAGGAUUUUCCGGCGUAAUCUUUUGCUCAGAAAGGCGACAGAGAGGAAGGCAUCAGCGAGCACUCCUUGCGGCUCCAAUACUUCGGGUCUCUGCAGAAAUCGCGGAAUAUUUGGUCAAGCAUACCUUUUAAGAAGGAGCCAUGGCACUGGAAUUAAUGAAGAAAAUUCGCAGCAAAAAGAAUGCAAGCCUCCGGAUCUUUCUCAUUGUGCUGGGCUUCUUGGGAUUGUCAAAGACCUUCCCGUCCUCAUACGACCUGGAGAGAGUGCGCAAGAAUGUGGCCUGGUUGGUAGGCCUGGUGUUUAUGGGCACGUCAGAGUGCGUGGCCACCUUCCUGUAUACUUCUGAUAGCACUGGCGAGGAUUAUAAAUACACAGGAAAUACCAUUACAUUGUCCUGUGCCUUAAGCUUUAUUUGGGCCAUAUUCAUAGCGGCCACUGCGUGGGGUCUGCAUCAGACGUUCUACACCGUUAUGAUGCUCAAGAUGUCCAGGUCUGGAAUAAAUAAAUCCUUCCCCAAGCACGCAACGCCUUAUCCAGCGAAAGACAAUCGCUUCGCUGUGCAUGACUCUUCUCACAUCCAGAUCACCCCUCUGGUCCACGGCCCGCCUCCCAUCAUCAUCAGGUCCGAGGCCAGCGUUCUUCCUCAGACUCACUCCCCCUCAGACGCAUGCACUCCAGCUCGGAACCUUUUGCAAUCCCAGAUCCUUCCUUAUCCCCAGACUCCCCUCCACACUUCGCAGAUCCUCCAGUCGACCCCGAUGGGCCAUGGUUCCAGAAUGCCCUCUCCUGGCCACCUCUCCACUUCGCCUCAGAUUAUGAGCCAGGCUUUGUCGCCCAACAUGACUCUCACUACCAGUUCUCUACCGUACGGCAUACACUCCCCCCAUUAAGCCUGUUUCACUCCCCCUCCCAAUGGCCAGCUGAGUUCUGUUUUAAUUACGUGUUUUUAUCAAAGUUUUUGAAAGAUUA